Molecule: messenger RNA, 1107 nt
Organism: Caenorhabditis briggsae
Lineage: Eukaryota; Metazoa; Nematoda; Chromadorea; Rhabditida; Rhabditidae
Exons: 8
Coding region: 1-1107 (368 amino acids)
Source: RefSeq, a predicted model, not a curated record
AUGUCAAAUUUUGAAAGUUCCGGAGUGACCGACGCCGACAAUUUGGACCUGGUGAACGAAUUUUUCGGAAAUUUCGAAAAAUUCGAAAUUCCAGAGCCAACACCAAAACCAUCUGAAAAUCCGUCCACACUCUGUGCAACAUGGGUUCGAGACCAGAGUUUCGAAAUUCAGCCAACCAAUCAUCCCGGCGAGGAACCAGUGGAAUUCGCUGAUUCUCCACUUCCAGAAAGCGUCACUAGUUGGCAUGGAUUUCAAGAAAAUCGCAGACGAAAACCUGAGAAGCUUCUGGAAAUUGAAAAAUCCGAAAAACGACGAAAAAGUGAAUCUUCACCCCCUCCAUUCUUCGAAAAACUCGCUGAAACUCAAAAAACCAUUAAGGAAAACCCUGAAAAUUGGCGAAAAAUCGAUGGAAUUUAUGUGGAAAAAUCGCAAUUUUCUGAAAAUACCAUUCCAGAUUCUUUCCAGAGCAGUGGUGGUCCCAAAACCAAAUUCCACGAGAUUUUGGCACUUUUCGACAGUCAAAAUACGGAAAUUUAUCAAACUUUUGAGUUUGAAAACUCAUUCAAAUUCGAUUGGGAGCUGUACGAAAAAGACGCGUUUCAAUAUGUGGUUUUCACGAAAAUCUGCCAGUCACAUCCGGAAAACGAAUUCGUCGAAAUGAGAAAAGAGGAUACGCGCUGCUCCGAUUGCGGAAGUUCCAAUCUCGCCUUCUCGAUCCGCCUAACCGUGCCCCUGGAUCUCUCCGACGUCCCGAUUCCAAUUUUCGACGACAUCCAAAUCCACGUGUCAUUUCUAGCCACCCAUCUACUCGAAAAAUCAGAAACUUCUGGAACAAUGGAGUUUCUAGAUCAAUCUGUCGAAUUUUCCAAGAAAAAGUGUCGAGAAAUGUGGAAUUUCGAGCAAAAGAUGCAAAAAGAACGGAAAACGGUUUGGGAGUACAAACAAUGGUUCGAUGGGUUAAAGGAAUUCGUUAAGAAAUCGCUCCACUCCAAACGCCUUCAUCUCCAUCACGGCCGUGUGAUCCGGCGAAAAAUUGAGCAAUUUCCGGUGGAAGCCAAAAAGCGCUGUUUGAUUUUCGCCCAGUUAUUUGAUCUAGAAGAUUCCUGA